Molecule: messenger RNA, 1239 nt
Organism: Syngnathoides biaculeatus (alligator pipefish)
Lineage: Eukaryota; Metazoa; Chordata; Actinopteri; Syngnathiformes; Syngnathidae
Product: phospholipid hydroperoxide glutathione peroxidase-like
Exons: 7
Biological process (GO): response to oxidative stress
Molecular function (GO): glutathione peroxidase activity
Source: RefSeq, a predicted model, not a curated record
GGGUGGGGCAAACGAAUGACGUAACAACGGUCGUUCUUGUCAUCAGCAUGUGGUUACUGCGAACCUCUUCCGUGUUGUUAGGCGUGUUGGGGAGCAGAGGAGUGACACGGACUAUGUGUGCGCAGGUGAGUGACUGGCAAAGUGCCAAGUCCAUCUAUGAGUUCUCCGCCAAGGAUAUUGAUGGCAAUGAUGUGUCUCUGGAAAAAUACAGAGGUUAUGUGUGCAUCAUUGUAAACGUCGCCUCCAAAUGAGGAAAGACCAGAGUAAACUAUACUCAGCUUGCGGAAAUGCACGCUUCCCUGGUUGAGAAGGGUUUACGCAUCCUCGGAUUCCCAUGUAACCAGUUUGGAGGACAGGAGCCUGGGACCGAGGCCGAGAUUAAAGAGUUUGCCAAAGGGUUCAAUGCAAACUUUGACCUCUUUAGUAAAAUUGAUGUGAAUGGAGACAACGCUCACCCUCUCUGGAAGUGGAUGAAAGCACAGCCAAAGGGAAAAGGCACCUUUGGAAAUAACAUCAAAUGGAACUUCACAAAGUUUCUUAUAAACAAAGAGGGGCAGGUGGUGAAGCGGUACGGUCCAACAGAUGAUCCCAGUGUGGUGGAGAAGGAUCUGUCUGCAUACCUGUAAUAUGACCAUCUCCUUUGUUGUAUGGUCACGUGGCUCGUCUAUAUGGACUUGAGGUUAUUGCUGUGGGGGUUUCUGGACCAAUGACGUCCUGUCUGUGAACCCAAUCAUUGGGACGGACAGGUCUGAUGACUUUGGCGUGCAGCUUCCCUCCAGACUUCCCACAACACAAACCUAUAAGACCAUAUGAAUAGAGAUUCCUUUGUGAUCUAGCACGAGAAAAGCUUUACAAACGCCAAGAGCUUUUAUAUAUCCAUUCCCUUCUAUGUUGGUUAGAGUUUAGCGUACGUGAAUUAUGCCAGCUGCCGGUAGAGGGAUAAGAUUACAUACUACACUGACUUCUCCAAACUACUGAUCAUAGCUGAACUCGACUCCGUGGAGUAUUUUAGCUAUUCAUCUAUUUUACAUCUGGCUUAUCCUCAUUGUGGUUGCAUUUCAAAUGUUCACAAUGACUUUGCUUUGCAUUUUACAUGCUAGUGAGAAUCCUGGUUUCUGGUUUCUUGACCAUGAGGAUUUACCUUCAUCUGCAGCUAUCAAGUAAAAACAAUAAUGUUCAUCUGUAAUCGGGUCACAUCUGUUGCGCUGCUUAGAAUUAAAUGUCAAUGGUGUCAAUGUC